AUGUGCACGGGGCGCUGCUCACGGCUCGUGGGGCUGGCGCUGGUGCCCAUGGCGCUGGGCUGCAUCGUGGCCAACGUCCUGCUGAUGUUCCCCAACGGGGAGUCGGGCUGGACCGAGCACCUCACCCUGCAGGUCUGGCUGAUGGGCGGCCUGGCCGGCGGGGGGCUCAUGGUUCUCUGCCCCGGGCUCUCAGCCAUCCGCGCCGGGGGGAAGGGCUGCUGCGGAGUCGGAUGCUGCGGGAACCGGUGCCGGAUGCUGCGCUCUGUGUUCUGCUCACUAUGGGGCGUCCUGGGGGGGUUUUACUGCCUGGUCGUGUCCGCCACCGGCCUGGCCAAGGGGCCCCUCUGCCAGGAUGCUGAGGGGACAUGGGGGUCGCCCUUCCAGGACAUCAGCGAGAACUACCUGGCGAACCGGACGCUGUGGGAGCUGUGCGUGAUGCCGCCACGGGCGGUGCUGUGGCACGUGGUCCUGUUCUCCGUCACCCUGGGGCUGGGGGCCCUGGAGCUGGCCCUGUGCGCCCUGCAGGUGCUCAACGGGCUGCUGGGCACCAUGUGCGGGGACUGCCGCAAGCCGGCCGAGCGCCAGGGCGAAGGUCUCUGA
This is a messenger RNA of Emys orbicularis (European pond turtle), 600 nucleotides long. RefSeq names its product transmembrane 4 L six family member 5 (gene TM4SF5). NCBI's taxonomy places the organism in Eukaryota, Metazoa, Chordata, Testudines, Emydidae. The coding region runs from base 1 to 600 and encodes 199 amino acids. The record is from RefSeq and is a predicted model, not a curated record. The transcript is spliced from 5 exons. Gene Ontology annotation, cellular component: membrane.